AUGUACUCUUCAAACUAUCUCUCUGUCUUUAAACCAAGCGAUAUUAGAAGUUAUAAAAUUAUUGAUUCUAAAAUUAAUGAACCAACUGUUAUCUUAAGUUCUCCUCCUCCUUUAGAAGUUGUUAAAGAAAAAUCAGCAAAACCAAUUACAACUGUUAUCAAAGAACGUAAAACCAAAAAAUAUUGGUCAACUGAACAAAAGAAACUUGCAGUUGAAAAAGCUAAGAUAUUAGGAUUAUCUAAAGCAACAAAAUAUCUUCAAGUUACUUAUCCAGGAAUUUAUAGUGAUUUAUCUCCAAGUACAUUACAAUAUUGGAUUCAUAAAAAUAAUCCUCAAAUUUUAUCAAUCUGA
Entamoeba histolytica HM-1:IMSS is the source of this 351-nucleotide messenger RNA. RefSeq lists its product as uncharacterized. The transcript has a single exon. NCBI's taxonomy places the organism in Eukaryota, Evosea, Mastigamoebida, Endamoebidae. Bases 1 to 351 code for a protein of 116 amino acids. The record is from RefSeq and is a predicted model, not a curated record.